Aspergillus candidus is the source of this 1688-nucleotide messenger RNA. RefSeq names its product syntaxin. Lineage: Eukaryota; Fungi; Ascomycota; Eurotiomycetes; Eurotiales; Aspergillaceae. Gene Ontology annotation, cellular component: plasma membrane; SNARE complex; endomembrane system. The transcript is spliced from 5 exons. Gene Ontology annotation, biological process: exocytosis; intracellular protein transport; vesicle fusion. Bases 287 to 1243 code for a protein of 318 amino acids. The record is from RefSeq and is a predicted model, not a curated record. Gene Ontology annotation, molecular function: SNAP receptor activity; SNARE binding.
CUCUCUCUCUCUCUCUCUCUCUCUCUCUCUCCGUCCUUUCCCUUCAUCUUCGUACUCUCUUUUAUCCUCCCCCUUUUUUAUUGCUUUCUCUUUCUUCGCCUUCUUUUCCCUUCUUCCACCCUCGCUGCCUCCCUUUAUUUCUCCUCCCCCCGUCUCCUAGACCUUGCAGCGUCCCGUACCAAGCCGACUUUGCGAUCGCAGUCCACUACUGUACUCUACCACCCCCAAGACGGUCGCAAUCAAUCCUUCACCCGUCUAAUCAAUUCAUUACCGGGCCAAUUUCAUCAUGAGCUACAACGACUACGGCGCCAACCAGGGCGGCUACGGCCAGUAUAACCCCUACGGUGAUCAGGGCGGCUAUGGCCAGAACCCCUACGGCCAGGCCAACACCAUGGAACAGGGAAAUGGAAGCUAUGAGAUGAACCAGAUGGGCCAACAACAGCCCGCCGACCCCACCGCCCUCUUGAACAAGUGCCGAGAGAUCAACGAUGGCAUUGCCGACCUCCGUGCCAAGCGGGAGGGUCAACUCGCCUCCGCUCAGAAUGGCCUGCUCGACGCCAACACCGCCAAGGAGGAUCAGGUCGCCCAUCAGGGUCUGGACCUCAUCGAGGACGAGGUCAACAACGGUUUCCGCUACCUCCGCGACCUUCUCAAGAAGGUCAAGCAGACCCCCGGCUCCGGCGACUCCCGCGUCCAGACCCAGCUCGACGUCACCAGCCGCAACCUCCGCCGCGAAAUUGAGCACUACCAGCGAUCCCAGUCCGACUUUAAGAAGCGCCUGAGGGAGCAGGUCCGCCGCCGUUACGAGAUCGCCAACCCCGAGGCUACCCCGGAGGAGUUGGACCAGGGUGUGGAUAACGUCCUCAUGGGCCAGGAGCAGACUUUCCAGGUCUACGGCGCUCGCACCGGUCAAGCCCACGAUGCUCGCCAAGCCGCCUUGGAACGAUCGACCGCCAUUCGCAAGAUCGAGCAGGAUAUGAUGGAACUGGGUCGGUUGUACCAGGAAGUUGCGGAGCUGGUGCACCAGCAGGAGCCGGCCGUGGAGCAGAUCAACCAGGACUCGGAGAACGUCGCCGGCAAUGUCGCGGAUGCCAACACGCAGAUCACCCACGCCAUCGACAGCGCGCGUCGGGCACGAAAGUGGAAGUGGUAUGCGCUGCUUAUCGUCAUUCUCAUCAUUGCCAUCGUGGUCGGUGUGGCCGUUGGUGUGACGCAGGCCAACCAGAGUGCUAAGUCCAACUAAACUUGGAGAAUCCGUUCUCCAUUUGACCUCUCCGUCCCAUUCCACUCCCGAUCUUUGGCCGACAUCCGUGAUGGAUCGCCUUCCCUCCCCUGGUUCUCCGACCGUUCGCUCUCUUGAUUUCCUUGUGUACUUCUACCGUUGCUAUACCACGUGCUUGCCGUUUUCCUGUGUCUCCGUCUUGAAAAAGCUGGUCCCGCGUUAUCCCCCAUGCGUUGUCUUCUUUUUGAUUAUUUUCUUCUCUUUUCUCUCCUAACUAUUUAUGAUCCCGAUCGGUCCUGUAUAGCUCUUACAUCUUGGCUAUCGGCCGGUGACUUGAUGACCUGCGUCGCUGCUCGUGGGCUCGGAUGCGCAUGACGCUGCUGCUCAUGUAUAUAUUAGAGUUUCUUCGUUUAACCUUUUGGCGCUAGAAUUAUUAAUAUGCUUAAUCUAUCAUAAUGCUGAUUGA